Molecule: messenger RNA, 3913 nt
Organism: Mucor mucedo
Lineage: Eukaryota; Fungi; Mucoromycota; Mucoromycetes; Mucorales; Mucoraceae
Product: SAC3/GANP/Nin1/mts3/eIF-3 p25 family-domain-containing protein
Exons: 7
Coding region: 62-3847 (1261 amino acids)
Biological process (GO): mRNA export from nucleus
Cellular component (GO): transcription export complex 2; nucleus; cytoplasm
Source: RefSeq, a predicted model, not a curated record
UGUGUCUUGUCUGUAUCUCCUCACCAAUUCAUUUUCUUUUUCGUUAAUAAAAAGAAAAGCGAUGCAAGAGAGCGUUUUCAAUAAAGGACAUGGAGUAGCUGCAUUUAAUUCAGCUUUUGCUUCAAAUACAACUCCCACACAAGGAUUUAAUACCGCUUUUGAUCAAGCAUUUGGACCCACUGGCGGCGGCGGAGGAGCAUUUAAUCGUAAGACAUCUUACAACAACGCUAGUCCAUUUGGUCAACCUACCCAGACUUUUAAUCAACAACAUCAGAGUCCAUUUGGGCACCACAAUAAAAGCCCAUUUUCCCAGACCGGGAAUGAUCAAAACCACGCUAGCCCGUUUCCGUUUCAAACACCCAAAGCGAGUCCAUUUCAAACAAAUCAUACGAGUCCAUUCAGUGCACCUAUUCCACAAGCAAGCCCGUUCCAAACACCUUACAAUGGGGCUUUCAAUACAUCGAAUAAUUCCAGCCCGUUCAAUAACACACCCAACGUACAGGCAGGAGCAUUCCAAGCACCUAAAGCAAACCCUUUCCAAACGUCCCAGGCUAGUCCGUUCCAACAAAAUGUCAGUUCUUUCCAAAAACCCACAGUCAGUCCGUUCCAAACUCGUCAUCAACCUAACCCACUUGCCAGUCCUUUCACACCACAACAACCAACUGUCGAGCACACCAGUCCUUUCAAACCGCAACAACCACCUAUGGAGCACACCAGUCCUUUCAAGACACCGAGCCAUGGAGGAAAUAGCGUGUUUAAUGCACCUAAAUCCAGCCCUUUUAAGCCAUCUUUAUCAAACAAUCGUUCCAGCGACUCUAGUCCCUUUAAAGCACCCCAAGAUAGUCCAUUUAAAGCACCUUACCCGAUCGAAAAAAGUCAGUUCAAGAAGCCUUUCCCACUAGCUGAAGCAUUGACAUCAGCACCUGAACAAACAGGGGUUAGAGGCAGAGUGGCGGGUGCUAUGUCCGUUGGAAGAGGAGGUGCCCGAGGAGGUAGAGGGGCAAGUGUCAGAGGCAUGUCGUCCCCCUAUUUGCGAAAUAAGCCCGGUAGGGCAGCAGCAGAACAAGAUAAGAAAGACACGAUGAAAUCCGCACCUCCAGUGAAAGAAGUAGGCAAGAUGACAGCAGAAGAUCGAGCCAUGCGAUUUGGAAGCACAUCCAAAAGUAUUUUAUACGACCAAUUUAAAGAAAGACGAGUACGUGAAAGACAACAAGCGAUUGAAAAAGGAAUGAUUCCAGAUCCAGAAAAUCCAACACGAUUAGAAGACGCUAUUGAUUUUCGAGGAACUUGUCAAACCAAGUGUCCCGAGUUUGAAAUGCUGGAAAGAGAAAUUCAAAAUGGUUUGGAUUCACUUGAAAUGGAUAAUGCUGGUAAUUUAGAUCCCCAAAGAGCCGUCAAGGCAUAUAGAAGAUCUGCGGCGGGUAUUGAUCAACCUUUGCCAUCUGAUGUUCGUUCACCCGAUGCUUUACUUCAUACAUUGGAUUACUUAGUGGAUGAAGUGUUGUCUAAUAAUUCGUUGGAAAAAUGCCAUGCUUUUGUACGUGAUCGUACACGUUCAAUUCGUCAAGAUUUUACAUUACAAAAUAUUCGUGAUAUCCAUGCCGUACAAGCCCAUGAACGUAUUGCUCGAUUUCAUAUCUUGUGUUUACAUGAAAUGUGCGAAAUGGAUGAAGGCAAGUUUAGUAAGCAACAAGAAACCGAACAACUUCGUAAAGUAUUGGUGAGUUUGAUGGAAUUUUAUGACGAUCUCCGAGAAGAAGGAAUUGAAACAGAGAACGAAGCUGAAUUCCGAGCCUACAAUAUCAUUAGUUUAAUCCGAGAUCAGGAUGUUGCACGACAAGCGAUGACACUUCCUAUUAAUUUAUUCAGAAGCCAACCCAUUCAACGAGCAUUGGAAUUUCGAGCACUAUCUCAACGUAACAAUGAAAUCAUGGAAUCUUCCUCCCGACGUAACAAGCCCGAAAAUAUCGAGGCUAGUCAAAAUUUCUAUUCAGCUUUUUUCAAGUUGAUUGCAGAUCCCGAUACAUCUUUUUUGAUGGCUUGUAUGCUGGAAACACAUUUUCCAGAGGUACGUAAAGGAGCCCUCAAAGCCAUGAACGUGUCCUACAUGUUGAAAGCAGGUGGUGUUCAAGCCGAAGAUGUUCGACAAGUAUUGGCCUAUGAUUCUGUCAAGCAAUUGUUCCAAGAAGCAGUUUUAUAUGGUAUCAUCAUUAAUAAUUCGUUGGGAGAACCCACACUUUGCUUCGGUCAAAAACAUUAUAAUACCAAAGUAUCUGUGUUUUUGGAACCUCUUUCAAACCCUCCUCAGACAAAAUCAAUGCUUUUAGUGGAGCCCAAAAAAGGAGAUCGAUCCUUUAGUGAUAUCAUCAAUGGUGUACAUGAUGAAAAAUCACCCGUAGUAAAUCAAAAUGUGUUCGCUCGUCAACCCAAUCCAUUCAGUCAGCAUCCCCAAGACAAGGAUACAAAACCUGCUCAAAACAAAUCGAUGCCUACCGUCAUGAACGUAAAGCUAACUGAACUUACAGGAGAGGAUGAAAAGAAACGUGAGUUAGAGAAGUUAGAGACAGCCAGAGCAAGAGCUGCCGCAGCGACAGCACAAGCAGCACGGGAGCGAGAGCUAUUAAAAGCGAUGGAAAGAAAUAAACGAAUUGAGGAAGAAAAAAAACAGCAAUUGAGACUGCAACAGGAAAAAGCAAUGAAGGCAAAACAAUUGCAAGAGGAGAUAGAACAAGAAGAAGAACGUAUACGUAUAAAGGAAUUAGAAAUACGUAAAAAACUUAUGGAGAAACAUCGACAAGACGUAUUGCGCAAACAGCAAAAAGAAAAGGAGAUGGCUGCUAUGCAUUUCAAUGUCGUCAAAUCACAAUUAGCCAAACGCAUCCUGAAUACGAUUUUAGGCGAGGUAAUUGAUGAAGAGAUCGAGAUUGCUGCGACCAAGGCGAUCAGGACAAGACAAGUGCUAAAGAAGAUUGGAAAGCCAUGGCUUUCUCGUGCUAGAGCAGCUAUACAAAAACGUCAUAAUCAAUCGCUGUUAAGAAAGAAGGAGUGGAGGUUUAAUAUGAUUCUUGUCACAAAGAAUCCUUAUAUCCCCAGUCAUGACACCAUCUACAAAGCGAAACCUAAACAUGCAACAUCAGAAGGCAUUAUGAAAAGAGUCAAUCAAUCUCUUCAAGCAGAAACAAUCGCUUUAAAAACCAUGGACCCCAGCUUAACAGAGCAAUCGAUCUGGAAAAAGGAAGAUUUUCUUCUGAAUAUAUACCCUCGUAUUAGAGACAAAAUGAUGGACUUGAAACAAUCUCGACAGGCGAAUAAUAAUACAGCAAAGCCUGCUUGGCAACUAAUGAUCGAUGUCAAUGAUAGUGAAACCGCUUCAUCCAACUGGUUCAAGAAAAAAUUCGGACUCGAUGAGAACUCUUUACGUAAAGAUGGGUUAUAUCAGACUUUUGAUGUAUUGACUCGUAUGAACACACCCGAAAAAGAAAUCUUUUGUCGAUCUGCUGAUGAAACAGGCGCCAUUAUUUUCUCUUUACCCGAAUCUGAUGCUAACAAAACUGUGGCAGAAUCUGCACAAUAUUGGGAACAAACCAGAAAUAGAUUGGAUAAAUUAUCACACACUAUGCUUGAAUAUAAUCCCGGCAUGCAGAUUCCCUUCCUCUUUACUUAUUUCCCCGGAACUGAUUCCAUCACAGCCGAAAAUUUAAAAAAGAUACCUGUGUUACUGAACCUUCAUUUAAACCGACUUGUGAGCGAUUAUCAUAUUCUUAUAAUGAACCCUCAAACGAUCGGUACAAGAAUCGUAGAAGAAGUCAAUUGGCUCUCUAAUAACACGAAAAUUCAUCAAGAGUAAUAUAAAUAAUUUUACACGCUUUUAGUUUUCUUAAUGUAAAUAAAUCACAUUUCACAUCGCUUCCUA